AUGCUGUCUCCGCUGAAGCCGUCUGCGCCAUCGGCAUCACUGCUGCGGUUCUUACACUCACAGUCAGGCUCCGUGGCUAAUUCGUCGACAUGCGCUCUCACAAAACGCGCUUCGAGCCAUAACACCCUGGCGAUAGGAUCGUCGCGAAGAUCCUCGACUUGGACUCGCCCUGACAAGUCACGAUGUGUUGCCACACUCAACGCAAAGCUAUCGAUCACAUCUGCCAGGCCGAAGGCCGAGAUCUCUUCGCGCGCGCUUGAACAAUUAAUCUUUACUCGGCCUGCCUCCACGGCCCGUCGGCCUUUCCUCAAGCGCCUUCUCGAUCUCAGGAAGAGCAAGACUGCCGAAUACAAGAAUACACAGAAUGGACCCGCUUGGAUUGAUGAGGGGACAGAUGGAAUGUUCAACAUUGGUCGUGGAUUGGCCGCUAAGGCCUCGAACGAGUUGCGGAUUCGAUGUACGGAGUUUGACAGCAACGGGAAUGUCACGCUGGUGAAUGGAGAGUUUCGGAAAUUGGAACUGAUUGCCAAGUACGGCCUUCUUCCUCGAGACCUACGCAAGAUUGAUUCCUCCACUUUACCCCAUAUACUUGUCCGACCAAGCGCCAUCCUCAUCAACCUCUUGCAUCUACGAGUCCUAAUCAAAGCCGAUCGAGUACUUGUAUUUGAUGCCUACGGGUCAACAGACUCUUACAUGCAGUCCCUUUUCAUCUACGAUCUCGAAGGCAAACUACGCCAAAAGACAUCGCAGGUUGCGCAGGCUGGUCCGGCUUUACCUUACGAACUUCGCGCUCUGGAAGCUGUGCUUAUUAGCGUCACAACUGGCUUGGAAGAGGAGUUCAAUGGUGUGAGGGAUCCUGUCGUGCGGGUACUCCGAGCGCUCGAGGAGGACAUUGAUCGUGAUAAGCUCCGACAUCUCCUGAUUUACUCGAAGAAGCUCGGUACUUUUGAACAGAAAGCUCGAUUGGUCCGAGAUGCUAUUGAUGAUCUUCUCGAAGCGGACGAUGAUCUUGCUGCCAUGUACCUGAGCGAAAGAGCAAAGGGCAAGGAACGAGAUGAGGAUGACCACCAGGAAGUGGAGAUGUUGCUGGAGUCAUAUCACAAGGUCUGUGAUGAAAUUGUUCAGGCCAGUGGUAACUUGGUGACGAACAUCCGCAAUACUGAAGAAGUGGUCAAAGCCAUUCUCGACGCGAACCGCAACUCCCUCAUGCUUCUCGAUCUCAAAUUCAGCAUCGGCACAUUAUCCCUCGCAGCAGGAACACUGUACUCGGCUCUUUACGGAAUGAACUUGAAGAACUUCAUCGAAGAAUCUGACUUUGGCUUCGGCGGCGUCUCUCUUAUCUGCUUCGCCCUCACCGCAAUUGUCAGCGUCUACGGUCUUGCUAAACUACGCAAACUCCAGCGUGUCCGCAUGUGGGGCGAAUCCGGCGUUGGAAGCAAUUCUUUGAGCCCAUUGAACACGAGAUGUGGCGUGUCCGGACAGCGUGCGAACUGGCGCGCUGAUUCCAUCGAACCCGUCUGGGGCAGUCUUCCUGGCGAGGCUCGUUCAGAACGUAUCGAACGUCUCCGAAAGAGUGCUGCCGCAGCUGCAGCAAAUUCUGCGGCCAGAAACGCUGCUGCAGCUGCAGCGCAGCGUUCUUCUGUUUUUGAAAAUGCUUUGGAUGCUGAACGUAUCAAGGCAGACAAACAAACGUCUCAAUAG
This is a messenger RNA of Penicillium pulvis, 1701 nucleotides long. Its product is annotated as CorA family magnesium transporter. The transcript is spliced from 3 exons. Gene Ontology annotation, biological process: mitochondrial magnesium ion transmembrane transport. The record is from RefSeq and is a predicted model, not a curated record. Lineage: Eukaryota; Fungi; Ascomycota; Eurotiomycetes; Eurotiales; Aspergillaceae. Gene Ontology annotation, cellular component: mitochondrial inner membrane. Gene Ontology annotation, molecular function: magnesium ion transmembrane transporter activity. Bases 1 to 1701 code for a protein of 566 amino acids.